Microstroma glucosiphilum is the source of this 393-nucleotide messenger RNA. RefSeq lists its product as hypothetical. The transcript has 3 exons. The coding region runs from base 1 to 393 and encodes 130 amino acids. The record is from RefSeq and is a predicted model, not a curated record. NCBI's taxonomy places the organism in Eukaryota, Fungi, Basidiomycota, Exobasidiomycetes, Microstromatales, Microstromataceae.
AUGGAGAUGGUGCACGCUGUGACUUCUGAUCGCCCCAAAGAAGCACACAAGUCUGGGCAAAUCUCUUCAGCGGUCUCUGCGUCUCAUGUACCGGUCCACCUUGCUGCCAUCCCGCCUCUUAUAGCGGAUCAACCCUAUCAAUUUGAGGCCGUAUUGAAAGAAUACAGAGGCACUCUUUCCGAGGUAGAGGCAAGGCGCAAAGAAGCUCAGGCAACGCUGGCAAUGCUGUCUUCCCCCGGUCCCGAUAGUCUGUUGGUCCACCAGGAGCCUCAUACGCCCCCAUCCGCUCAGCAUCACGAGCAUGAGACGCCUCGAGCGCCUCUUGCCGCCAUCCAACGGGAGUUUGCGGCCUUACGACUGGAAGAAAAGAACCUUCUGAAGCACACCCCUUGA